AUGGUUGAGCGUUUCCAUCGCCAGCUAAAGACCGCCCUGCGGGCCGCAGAGGACCCAGGAAACUGGUCAGACAACCUCCUCCUUGCACUCCUUGGCAUUCACUCAGAUCUGAAGUCGGAUUUGGACUGUAGUGCAGUCGAAUCGGUUUCCAGCACUACCCCGCGAUUGCCAAGCGAGAUGGCCACCCCAACCUCUCGUGGUGCUGACGAGACCCCUGACAAUUUUGUACACCAUCUACGGCAAUUCAUGCGCUAGCUUCCCCCGGCCCCACCUCGAACUCCAGCGACCGAGUCUUAUAUCAGAAAAGAUUUGGACAACUGCACUCGUGUGUCCGUUCGGUGUGACUGUGUGGCCGGCCGCUGGAAUCACCAUAUGAAGACCGUUCGUGUGCUCGCACGCAACACCAAGACCUGCGGGUCCUUCGUGGUAACAAGGAGGAUGUGGUCAGUAUCGAUCGGGUCAAGGCUGCUGUCGGAAAGGGCCUGCCAGAUCUGCCUCCAGGACAAGACUGUGUUGCCCCCCUGCUCCGUGAUCCCCCACCUUCCCUACCCUAUGCUCAUCCACCUCCCCAACCAUCUCUUACCCAACUUUCCCCCAUUGCCUCCGACCCUAAUUCUUCCAAUUCCACUGACAUUCUCACCACUCAUAGCGGCCGUCGCGUCCCCUUUCCCGACCGCCAUAUCAUGCAAGUGUAUUAACAGUGCACGUACCUUCGGCGUCGGUUUUUCUAUGCCGGCCUUCAGUCUAGGUGGGGGUACUGUGGUAGCCAUUUUUCAUAUUUUUGUUUAGACACUACCUUUCAUAGUUAUUCUACUUCUUAAGCAAUUCCAUAAGUCGCACUUAUUCGCUCUUGUUUACGUUGAUGUUCAUGUAACGGUUACGCGGGGACUCCGACUGGUGUGGGUUUCAGUUUAACUAACUGACUUUUCACACAUUGCCUUUGUUCCUCGUUGGGCGCCGUUGACAGCCAAGUUCGUUAUGUCGCGGCCGAUUCGCUUAGUUUUUCCCAACUUGGUUUUGACGUGGUAUCGAGUUAUCGAUUGACUGGGCCCACUAAAAACUCACCUGGUCCUCAGUUUCGGCGGGCGGCCAAACAAACAACCGGUGUUCCCCUCGAAAUUGAAAAUAACUCUCAUUGAUAUAGAUUAGGGGCUGUUUGAGAAAAUACACGGAACCUUUAUUUAUUCGCAACUGGAAUAGAGAAUGCAGACGUGGUGCUCUUAACAAAAAAGUUAUAAGUUGCUGGAAUGAGCUCAAAGGAGGGUGCCUAACGUUUCAAAGGGCCACAAAAUUUGCCAUACAGAUGCGCAGUUGAUGCGCUUAAUAAAUCUCACUUUUAGUAUAGACAGACCUGAGCAGCUCUCUAAAACACCUUCCGAAUAAAGAGAAUUCAGGACUUGCCUUGUACCUCAAGGAUUUCUUCGCAGCGGUCACAGGAACUAAAUUGCCCACGGACAUCCUCAAAGACAGAGGAAAUUUAUUUCACAUUGAUGUUCGCAAGCACUCGAUUUCCUAACGCGUACUGCGUGCCUGGAGCGGAUUUCUCGAGUAAGUAAUAAUGACCGAUUCAACAGAGGCAAUUAGACAAGCUGGAUUUACAUUCGCUUUAAAAAUAUCGUUAAAUUGGACAGGACAGUUCUGUUAAAUCAAACCAACGGAUUGCACAUACCUACCACUAAAUCGGAUGGCUGUUAUUUCCUUAUGCACAUUAUCUUCAAUACCUGAGGACGCCCAGAUUUCAGUCUUGCCAUAUUAUGGUAAUGAAAUGUAAGAUGCAUGUGUUACGGGGACAGCCCCCUGUAACGCAUGAAAAUCCAUCUAUAUCAGCCAGACAGAUAACUCCACCACUUCAACAGGGUCCUGCGAGUUCUACAGUUAAGUCGCCUGUGGCAUGGCGUCAGGACGGUGUGAUCCCAAAACUGAAUCGGACUCCGGCCAAAAGACAAGGUAGCACAAUUCCAUUUAAUGAUAUACCGUCUUCUCUUAGAUCUACCAAGUCUUUACAGCCCAGCUCGUCUACCAACGCCGCAGCUCCAAUUAUACCCCCAAAUAAUUCUCUGUCCUGCGUACCGGUUACUUACCAAAACCCUACUAUAUAUCCAGUAAAUAACUCAUACGUGAAUUGCCAUAAGUCAUUUAUCCCCAACCUACUUCAGGCUUCCCGCCACGUAAGGCCAACUCAUCUCACGUAAGUCAACCCAACUCCUUUGACUUCCAACCUAGACCUGAUUUCUACCCUUUUGGUCUUAUAGCCGCCUACCCCGCACUCCAUCCGCCUAUACCUUCCUUCUAGUCUCCCUUCUUCUUCUUCCUCUUCUUCUUCUUCUUCUUCUUCUUCUUCUUUUUCUUCUUCUUCUUCUUUCUUCUUCUUCUUCUUUUUCUUCUUCUUCUUCUUCUUCUUCUUCUUCUUCUUCUUCUUUUUCUUUUUCUUCUUCUUCUUCUUCUUCUUCAGUUAAAAAAACUGACAAAAUCUUCGGAGGGUAAGAAUCCAUGUGGACGGAUACUGGAGUCACAGUCUAUUUCAGGAAGGUGAAGAUGCCUAGUCAUUAUUUUAACAUCGAAAGCAGCUUCCAAAAUCAAUUAAGAGAUUUCACGGUAUUGUGAAUCAUCACUGACGGAAGAGUACGGGAGAUUGUGGAUAAAGCCAAUGAUUGCCUUUCUUUGCGGCGACAGAAAAACAGAUGCAAAGCAGAAAGUCCUCUUUAAUGAGGAGACGGCCAAUAAUAGGAAGGAUCUAAGAUAAAGAAGACGACCGCCUCCACGCCUCGUCGUGCGGACUUGACGGUAAAAAUCGAAGUCAUAUAAAAAACGGGCAGAGUCAGGAAUCAGAGAAUGGGUAUAAAAUUCUGUUAUACAUAUAAUAUCAGGCGUCAUUUUGAGAGCAAUGGUUCUGAUUUUGGCCAUCUUGUUUGUAACUGACCUGAAAUUAAGUAAUAUGAUCAGUCUACUGUAUUUCGAACAGCAAGGUUAUUGUUGGCGGUAUUUGGAAUAAAAAUUUGGAUGCGGAUAUGGAAGCUGUGAAUUAAUUAUGCUUGAAGAAUAACUACCAGUUUGCAGAAGAAAUGCUUCCCCCACCCCCCCCCCCAACAUGUUUCCUCCACAGUGUUCUGAUGGCGAUAGAUUUGUGGUCGUCCAUACACCCAGAUCUCUGUGUCUUUUCACAGUUUCUAACUUCGUCCCGUCAAUAUAGUACUGGUGUUUGGGAGAGGCAUUGCGGCCGGUGUUCAGGUGCAAGACCACGCAUUUGGACGCGUUAAACUUCAAAAGCCAUCUGUUCGACCAAGCACACAGUUUGUUGAUGUUCGACUGCAACUUCUCUGCGUCAUCAUCGCAUUUGACUUCACUCCAUAUUUUUUUGUCAUCCGCGAACAUGAGAGCCUCGCAAUUCCCUUCGCUGCUGCAGUCAUUAACAUAAAUCAGGAAGAGUACUGGGCCUAAGACAGAACCCUGUGGGACACCACUUUCCACCUUUACCCAUUCCGAGGUAGAAUUACUACCGACGACUCUUUGUAGUCUGGAGGACAGAAAACUCCUGAUCCACUUAAACAUUCUCCCUUGAAUCCCUACAUCCCAGAUCUUUUGUAAAAGAAGCCUGUGUGGGACACUGUCAAAGGCCUUCUUGAAGUCAAAAAAUAUGACAUCUACUGGAAAACCCUUAUCGGUAGCUCGUGUCCAUCUCUCGUGCGAGUAAAGAACACUCGUUAGGCAGGAGCGCCCUGGACGAAAGCCGUGUUGGGCAUCGCACAAUAUUUUGUUCUGUUCCAGGUAUUUCAUCAAGUGUCUUUUAAUAAUACGUUCCAUUAUUUUACACGCGAUGCAAGUAAGACUGACAGGACGAUAAUUUCCGCAGUCAAGUCUUGAGCCUCCUUUAUGGAUAGGAGUAAUGAGUGCGUACUUCCAUUCUUCCGGGAGCUCGCCGUCUUCAAAUGACUUUUGAAAUAUUGCGGAUAAGGGUUUGCACAGUUCAUUAGCAAGUUCACGAAGUGCUAGGGCGGGAAUUCUAUCUGGGCCAGGCGAUUUGGCAGGUUUCAGCCGGAGUAGCUCGGCCCUAACUAUGGUAGAUGAAAAGAGUGGUUCCUCGGUUAAGGAGGGUAGGGAAGGGAUAGGAUGGGGAAGAGUACUGGGAGGAGAGGUUGGUUGGCGAAUGGAUGGAUGGGCAAAUAUAGCACUAGGUUCUCGGGUGAAGACGGACUGAAAGAAGUCGGAAAGGAGGGACGCUUUAACCUGGUCAUCAAUCUCCACUUUUCCAUCUGCAGACCUGAGGGCAGGAAUGAGCUCCUGAGUCCUUUUAGUACAUCGUAUAUAACCAUAUAGAAUUUUCGGAUGCUCCAACGAAUUUCGGAGGAUGUUUAGUUCAAACUUCUUUCGCAGCUUUGAGGCCUCACUUUUACAGACGUUUCGUUGCCGCUUAUAUUCCUGUAAGUGUUCGUCGGAGCCAGUUAGUCUGUUACGCCUCCACAGACGAUUCCUUUUUCUGAAAGAGGCCUUCAAGUCGGGGUUUAUCCAUUUUGGGCGGUUUGUGAUUUUCUUUCAUCUAAGAGGACAAUUGGAAUAAACAAUCUCUUUCAGUAAGGAACUGAAAGUAUUCACGUUAUCGUUUGCUCGACCAUGCAGUUCAGUCUCCCAUGAUAUAGCUGCCGCUUCCCUCCUCAUGAGAGAAUAGUCCCCUUUCCAAAUGUUUCUCUCCCACCUCUCGGGUUAGACGGGUUUGGAAAACAAUGAGUACUCGAAGUAGAGCGUGAUGUGGUCGCUUGACCCUAAUGUCUGUCGGUCCUGCAGGUCUAACACGUUUUCCUCCUCUCGGGUAAAAAUAAGAUCAAGGCAGUUCGACUGCUGCCCUUCCCUGACCCGUGUUCCAAAGGUAACAUUCUGGCAGAGAAGUUUGUCCGUUGCCCAUUGUAGUAGUUUGUGAUUAAAGCUGUCUUGCGGCCCUUGUGCAGUCCACGUUAGCCAAUCAAUGCCAGGAGCGUUAAAAUCCCCAAAGAUAAGGACGUCUUUCUUCUCGCUAGCUUGGUACAGUUCGGAUAUGAGCAUGAGAUCGUGGUCAGAAGUAUGGUUAGGUGAACGGUACACCACCGAAAGCGUCAAUGAUCGGACAUUCUUAGUAGAUAUGGUAACGCUUAGUAGUUCCACAUCCCGUACCGGUCUGUGUACACCAGCCAUAGCGCUUAGCUUGCAAGUGACAUAAAUUAUGACUCCUCCUCCUCGGCUUAGUCUAUCUCUCCUGAAUUGCUGAUAUCCUCUGAGUGAUAUUUCUGAAUCUGCGAUAUCUUCAGUAAGCCACGUUUCUGUGAAUGCCAUAAUGUCUGGCUUAAUUUCAUCAACUAAGUCUCUUAGUUCGUCUAGUUUGUUGAAGAGGCUUUGCACAUUUGCGGAUAUAACCUUCAAUGACCUUCAAUACCCGGCCGUUUCCACAAGCCUCCUCACUUGUGCUGUCUAUCGUAUUCAGUGCACGUCCUAUUUCCAAUUUGCCUUCUGUUUUGCAUACGUAACAUUGGCGACGCAGCCUAACGAACAUGUCUUCAUUGCUGCCUACACCGCUACCUUUUUUGGCCAAAGAACGCGUGCGGCAAAACCUUCAGCAGCUGAAUCAGUCAAACGAUGGAGUGAUAGCAUCCUUGGAAUCGGAAAUGGCCGUCUCCCUGGUCAACAGUGCUGUGUCUUCACCUAGACAGCGACCCUCAGCUCCCUCAAAACAACUACCAUCAUGCUACCGUUGUGGCCAGCAUCAUAUCCGGUGGUCAGACUGUAGACAUCAGAAGACGGUAUGCCAGUUUUGCAAGAAAGUCGGCCACAUCGAACGAGUGUGUUUCUCCGAAAGACGAGCGAAUAGUAACACGCAUGCGACCUACCCUAGUCCAGCUGGGGAUGGCGAGGCGAUACUCCGAAUGUUUCCGGCCAACGCUACUCUCCAAUCCCCCUACACCAUCACGCUUCCGGUUGAUCACCAUCCCGUGAAGUUUGAAAUCGACACUGGCUCAGCUGUUACUCUCAUCGAUGAGGCCUCUCUUCAGAAAUUACCCUCCCUCCUACCGGCUAGCUCAACAUUCCGUAGUUACACUGGACAGAACGUAGACGUUCGAGGGGUCUUUACAGCCGAAGUCGAACAUGAUGGAGAACUUCAUUACUUGGAGGUUCAUGUGGUGAGAGGAAGCCAGCAACCGAAUCUCCUUGGACGAAAUUGGAUUAAAUGCGUGCCUUCUGUGCUAUCCUAUGUACAUCGGAUGGGUGUAAAUCCGGCUUUAGAUUCAAUUUUGGUAAAUCAUAAGGAUCUAUUUCGUGACGAUUCAGCUACCCACUACCGCGGUUCACCUGUUAAGUUUCAGUUUCAGUCAGAUUUCCGGCCCCGGUUCUUCAAAGCUCGUACAGUCCCCUAUGCACUCGCACCGAAGGUCGAAGAAGAGCUGGAUCGCCUACAGAAAGCGGAUAUUAUUGAGCCCGUGCAGUAUUCGGAAUGGGCAGCCCCAAUAGUUCCUGAUCUUAAAACCGAUGGUUCUGUGCGUAUCUGUGGCGACUACAAGCUGACAAUCAACUCAGCAACUAAACUGAACCCUUAUCCUCUCCCGCGCAUCGAGGAUCUGUACGCAUCUCUCUCGGGUGGUCAUCAGUUUACAACUUUGGACCUAAAGCAUGCCUACAACCAAGUCGUCCUAGAUACUGAAUCCCGAGACGCCACCACCAUCAAUACGCAUCGGGGUUUAUUUCGAUAUAAAAGACUACCAUUUGGAGUAAGUUUGGCUCCCGGUUUAUUUCAAUGCUUGAUUGAUAAUCUCGUGAAGGAUAUACCUCACGUUUGCGCAUAUCUUGACGAUAUAUUAGUUGCCGGCCCAUCUGAACAUAGUCAUCUAGAGACUCUAAACAUCGUGUUAGGACGUUUAGAGGACGCCAGUUUUAAACUCAGCAAAGAUAAGUGCACUUUCCUUGCCGACUCGGUAGAAUACCUGGGCUUCAGGGUGGAUAAAACUGGCCUCCAUCCACUCGAACAUAAGCUCAAAGCCUUGAAGACGGCGCCGUGCCCCAACAAUACUAGUCAAUUGCGUUCACUCCUGGGGUUGGUCACCCACUUUAGUCGCUUUAUGAAAUAAUCGGCUACAAUUCUCAAGCCUCUUUAUCGACUACUUGAAAAGAAUUGUGGCUGGCACCGGUCGGAGGUCGAACAAAGUGCUUUCGAACAGGCAAUGGCGGAUCUUACCUCCUCAUCUGUCCUAGUUCACUAUGACCCCGAAAAGCCUAUCAUACUGAAAUGUGAUGCGUCUCCGUAUGGCGUAAGUGCAGUUCUCAUGCAUCGAAUGCCUUCGGGUUCGGAGAUGCCGAUUGCUUUUGCAUCAAGAACCAUGUCACAGGCGGAAACCAACUAUUCGCAACUAGACAAAGAGGCCUUAGCAAUAAUGUUUGGCCUACAUCGGUUCCACCUGUAUCUUUUUGGCCGACACUUUGAAAUUUACACUGAUCACAAACCCCUCUUAGGUUUGCUGGGAGAAAAACGAGGGAUACAGCAGAUGUCCUCGCCAAGAAUGCAACGAUGGGCACUCACUUUAUCUGCUUACACGUAUGCAAUGAAAUACGUUACAGGUAGUGCAAACGUAGUGGCUGACGCCUUGAGUAGGCUUCCUAUCGUGGACGAUGACAUUAGCGGGGCACCUGUUUUUGAGACCGUGAAUCUUUUGCAGAAUCUAGUCAACGCGCCUGUAACCUGUCAACAAAUUUGACAGUGGACAUCGAGAGACCCUCUCCUAAGUCGGGUAAAAAGAGACUUACAAUCUGGCUGGCCGUCCUCUACCUCCUCUGAUUUUCAACCAUUCUUCAGCCGUCAGAACGAGUUAAGUCUACAAGACGGAUGCAUACUAUGGGGCAAUCGUUUAGUUGUGCCACCACAAGGCCGACGGGCCAUUCUCAGAGACCUGCAUAAUGCUCACCCUGGUACAGUUAGAAUGAAAGCUCUCACCCGCAGGUAUGUUUGGUGGCCCAAAAUUGACGCAGAUAUAGAAAACGUGGUGAAAGCAUGUCACGUGUACCAAAUAACACAGAAGACCUUACCGAAGGUUCCUCUGAAGCCCUGGGCCUGGCCCGACUCGCCGUGGAAGAGGGUACGCGUCGAUUAUUUUGGGCCAUUCCAAGGCCAUAUGGUUUUGGUGGUAGUUGACGCCCACACUAAAUGGAUUGAUGCGAUUCCGACAGGAAAUUCUUGUUCCUCACUGACUACAAUCAACGAGUUGCGAACCGUCUUUUCUACUUUUGGGAUACCUGAAAUGGUCGUUUCAGACAAUGGCCCGGCCUUUACUAGUGCAGAAUUUAAAGAUUUCAUGAAGAGAAAUGGAAUUAGACAUUUAACUACUGCCCCGUACCACGCUGCUUCAAAUGGCCUCGCAGAGCGUGCAGUCCAGACAAUAAAGCACGGACUAGCCAGACAGACAGAAGCGGACUUGGCCACCAAGUUGUCACGCUUUCUGUUCAGCUAUCGCAUAACACCAAACUACUCAACGGGUGCUUCGCCUGCAGAAUUGAUGUUCAAGCGGCAGUUGCGCACACGACUCGACCUGCUCAAUCCAUCAACGCAGGAUAGGGUCAUUGCAAAACAGACGAAGAUGAAAGAACGACAUGAUGUGAGCACCCGACCACUAGUCGUCGCGCCCAACGAAAGUGUCUACACGCGACUGGAACACGAAACGAACUGGUGUCCAGCGGUAGUUCGAAAAAGCGAGGGUCAAAUAGUGGAAUAA
Molecule: messenger RNA, 8720 nt
Organism: Spirometra erinaceieuropaei
Lineage: Eukaryota; Metazoa; Platyhelminthes; Cestoda; Diphyllobothriidea; Diphyllobothriidae
Source: the annotation of a GenBank genome assembly